This is a messenger RNA of Histoplasma capsulatum G186AR, 1705 nucleotides long. RefSeq lists its product as uncharacterized. The coding region runs from base 506 to 1705 and encodes 399 amino acids. The transcript is spliced from 3 exons. The record is from RefSeq and is a predicted model, not a curated record. Lineage: Eukaryota; Fungi; Ascomycota; Eurotiomycetes; Onygenales; Ajellomycetaceae.
CCGACGUGACGAAAGAGACCAGUAACGCCCCAGCCAUUAGUUGGCAUGUGGGCACCGGACACUAACUAUUUCCAAGAACUUGAUUGCGCCCAUGCCACCAAGAUCGCCGCGACAUGGAAGCCUGGUGACACUUUGUUCGAGUAGCUUGACGUCUUUAACCAUGCAUCCUGGGCUGCCCCUCUUGCCUUUGACAGGCGUAGCGAGAUUGCGACGGAGCUCAACUUUCUCUGACACCGUUUCAGAAGCCCGCAACUCCAUCAGAUCGUCCACCGACGAUCUGUUCCUUCCGCGGGUUGAUGCAAAUUCAAGGUCCCUAGACAGCAAUAAUAAUGAGUCCCACUGGCAGUCUGUCCCACUGGCGUUGGCGUUGCUGCCCGCAGUCGGGGGCCUGCUAUUCCCAAAUGGAAGCGCGGUAGUAACAGACAUCACUUUACUGGUUCUGGCAGCAGUAUUUCUUAAUUGGUCGAUUCGAUUACCCUGGGACUGGUACAUCUCAGCACAACAGAUGUCACGAAGUCUCACACUAGAAGACGAAUUCGACAUGGAUGUGAUUAUCGAGCAAGCUGAGGAACCAGAGCUUGAGCCGGGCAAUAAAGAGGACCGUGAUUCAAAGCCCAACCCGCAAGAAUGCGCAGCUUCGACGCCCCAAUCCGCAACUGCCCGGGCUGCAAUGGCGGAGCUCCACCGACACGAACUAGCAGCUCUAACAUCCUGCUUCCUCCUCCCCAUCGUAGGCGCUUGGCUCUUGCAUACCCUCAGAUCGCAACUCUCCCGACCCUCCGAGGGCCUCGUGUCCAAUUACAAUUUAACAGUCUUCCUCCUCGCCGCGGAAGUCCGCCCAUUCUCCCACCUGUUGAAAAUGGUCCAAGCACGUACCCUCUACCUACAACGCCUCGUCUCUUCCGACACCGGGGAACCCCGCGAGAAAAUCGACGCCAGCAAGAUCUUCGACAUCUCCACCCGCCUCGAGGAGCUAGAAGCUCACAUCGCAGAAACAGCCAGCAAGCGCGAGCAUCAAGACCAAUACCAGUCCCCCAACAGCACCAGGCACGGAAAAGAAUACUCCUCCGCAACCUCACCCGCAACCACCAAAGGCCUGUCCCCAGACAAUCAACCAUCACACCCGGACCUCUCAGCCCUCACCCGCGCCAUGCGCCGUUACGAAAAACGCACCGCCCUGCACGCCCACGAGACCGAAACGCGCCUUCAAUCUCUCGAAGAGCGACUGGGUGACGUCAUCUCGCUCAGCACCGCAGUGGCAGCGCAGCAGCGCCGCGCAGCGUCGAAUCGCAGCUCGCCGAUAUUUAUAUUGCUAAAUUGGAUGUACGACGCUGUUACGCUGCCGGCGCAGAUGGCGUGGGGGUUGUGUCGCAUGCCGUUUCGAAUAGUUGGGUGGUGCGCUUGGUGGUGUUUGGGGUGGGUGGGCGUUGGUCGCGGCAACAACAAGGGAGGCAGAGGUCAUAGGAAAGAUGUGGGGAAAGAGUUGGUGAGGAGGAGGAGUAAUGGCGGCGGUAGCGUGAAUGGGGGUGGUGGUGGUGGUGGUGAUAGUGGUGAUAGUGGUAGUCGCAACGGUGACCCGAAAUGGGCGCCUCACUCCAUUCCAAUGUCGAGGGAGCUGAUGGGUUCUACUGCACUUGGUGACGGCAGGGUGCAACAACGAGAGAUCGGGACAGCGAGGCUGCCGAUACCGAGUUUUACGAGGUGA